UAAACCGCAGGCGCGCGUGGGCUGAGGUCAUACGCGUAGGCUUUGAGCGCCAAAUAGGGUUUCCCCCUUUCCAGUCGAUGUAGACAGCGCCGCCGCCAGCCUCGCCGGUCGCUGCCUCGCCCGCUCCUGCUGACCGGCUCGCCCGCCCCGCGCUUGUGGAUUGAGCAUGGCUUUCGCUGGCGUAUCGCUCGUCGGCGGUGACGGCAAGCUGUGCACGUCCACCGUGUCGCCCAUCGACUGCGGCGCGGCCAGCGGGUACCACUUGCUCGUGGUUGAAGGCUACUCGCGAACCAGAGACACGCCGCCGACCGGCGAGUACAUCAGAUCUCGUACUUUCUUGGUUGGGGGCCACCGCUGGUACCUCAAGUACUACCCUAAUGGUUGCGAUUCCAAGUGCGCGGGAUGUAUAUCUGUUUCUCUUAACCUUGAAGACGAUGCCGAUGGUGAUAAGCAAGCUCGGCCUCUGAAUGCUCGGGCUACCUUCAGCUUCAUUGACCAAUUUCAGUGGCUAGAGUCAGUAGACAUCCAUGAUCGCCAAAUUCAAGACUUCAGUGUCGAUGCUGAAAUGCUAUUUGGAAAUCUCAUGAAGAGGGAGAUCAUGGAAAGAUCGGCACAUCUCAAGGACGACAGCUUCGUCAUCCGUUGCGACGUCGUUGUUGUCGGUGCAGACAUAACCGCGGACGGUGCUGACAACCAAGUGCCACCGACAGACAUGUCAAUCCAUUUCAGGAAUCUCCUCCUGACCAAGGAGGGUGCUGAUGUGAUGUUUGAGGUCAACGGUACGAUGUUCACCGCACACCGCUGCGUGCUUGCAGCGCGAUCUACCGUCUUCAAGGCACAGCUAUCUGACAGCGUUCUUGAGGGUGCUACGGUGAAGAUAACUAACAUCGAUGCAGAUGUGUUUGAUGCCUUACUUUGUUUCAUCUAUACCGACACAAUGCCCAUCCCUAAGACGGACAACAUGGAGGAGGAAAUAGGAGAAGAGGAUGAAGAUAUAUCGUGGCUGCUGCAGUUGAUUGAAGCUGCAGAUAGAUAUGAACUCCUUAGGCUCAAGUUGAUGUGCCAAGAGCUGUUGGUCGCAUCCAUAAGCCUCAGCACGGUGGCAGACAUUAUUGUUGCAGCUCAGCGGAGCCGCUGCAGCUGGUUGAAGGAACAAUGCUUGGAGUUCAUCAAGUCUCAUACAAGCUUGCUAAAAGUUUUCACAGGUGAGGAAGUUCAGGAAAUGGCCGGAACCUGCAGUCCAUCUAUUCUCAACAAGCUCCUUUCCCAGUUUGCUUUGUAAAUUGCUAAGUAUCGUCCAUUCGUCUCACCCAACCCUAGGAUAGUGGAGUUUGCCACAUCUUUAUGGGUAAUAUAUAUAUGCUACUGGCCUAGAUUGCUACUGGGUAUUGAUCAGAUGCAGAAUUCUAGUUUA
Molecule: messenger RNA, 1414 nt
Organism: Lolium perenne
Lineage: Eukaryota; Viridiplantae; Streptophyta; Magnoliopsida; Poales; Poaceae
Product: BTB/POZ and MATH domain-containing protein 2
Biological process (GO): protein ubiquitination
Molecular function (GO): protein binding
Source: RefSeq, a predicted model, not a curated record